Teleopsis dalmanni is the source of this 1401-nucleotide messenger RNA. Its product is annotated as nose resistant to fluoxetine protein 6-like. Bases 5 to 505 code for a protein of 166 amino acids. NCBI's taxonomy places the organism in Eukaryota, Metazoa, Arthropoda, Insecta, Diptera, Diopsidae. The record is from RefSeq and is a predicted model, not a curated record. The transcript has 2 exons.
AGGUAUGGCAGUUGGUUGGAUACUAUUUCGAACAAACUGCAAAUUGCGUUUACAUAAACUCACAGUAGCUACGGGAUGGAUAUUAGCAAUGUUAAAUCUUUUUGUAUUAAUAUUUGGACUUUAUCGCGCACAACUAUCUCGACUUAUUGCUGCGGCGUACAGUUCGCUAAGUCAUUCAGCGUGGGCACUAUCACUAGCUUGGAUCACAAUAGCGUGUUCAACUGGAUACGGAGGUUACAUAAACACAUUUUUAUCUGCAUCCUGGCUAUAUCCUUUUUCCAGAGUGACUUAUUGUGCAUACUUAGUGCACCCAAUUGUCAUACGAUCAAUGGCGCUAAAUUCAGAUGCACCACUGCACCUUGGCGGCGACACAAUGGUUGUGAUGUUUUUCGGAUUAGUUGUAGCGUCAUAUCUACUUUCUUUUAUUGUUUCGAUAUCAUUUGAAGCGCCUGUUGUUACUAUGCUGAAAAUAUUGUCUCCUAGUCGAAAGAAGCGUAUCGCUUAACUUAUUGCCUCAGAAUACUCUUCGGAAUAGGAUUAAUGUUCAUUAAAACAAAUUAAAUUUUUUUUGUAAAUAGAUUUAUUCGACUACUUAAAUCAUAAUAUUCUCUCAUAUGUAUAAUCGUGAUAAUCUUAUAAGAACGAAAUCUAUUUAUCAAUCAUUUUCAUUUUUCACUUUAAAAUUUUUUAUAGCUUUACAUUUCUCAUUUAAAUUCUCCGACAAAUAUUAUAUUAUUAAUAAUUUAUUCCAAAGGACACAAAUGCUUGCUAUUUGUGAAUACGACUCAUGUCAUAUGUACUAACUUCAAUUUGAUAUAAAUGCUUUAAUUUAUAAACACAUUGUACAUCUUUGUAAAAUAAAACUUAAAUAAAUAUUUAAUUAAUACAUAAUAUAAGCAGAUGAUUGUUUCGAACGGGCUAAGUAAACGGAAUACAGAGGUUAUAACACAAAAGUUCACAAUAUUUUGUGAUGAAUUGUUAAAGAGACCUGACAAGAAAAAAUAUAUAGAAAUAUAGAGCUAUAAAUAUAAACUCUAUAUAAAGAAGAUUAUGUAUUAGUAAACUCACUUAGAUACAACACAGUCUUUUCUCAGAUGAAUACAAAAAUAAAAAUUUUAGUAACGUGUUGUUGUUGUAAAUUUUAAAAAAUUUACAUUUUUAUACUUUAAGAGGAAAUAUAACUAUUAUUGUUAUUAUGCAUGUACAUCCAUGUUGAGAUUUUUGGUAUUUUUGAAGAUGCAACAAAUUCGAAAUAUGUUUUAAAAUGUUACUGUGCAUUGUGCUUCUGCUGCCCGUUGCUUCUGGAAUUCGACAAAGCGACCGUUUAAACCCUAUAUUGUUCAGAUAUACAGAAAAACUUUGUAUGAGUGAAUUGUUUAUUUUAUAACUUUUAGGAAGACA